Molecule: messenger RNA, 3614 nt
Organism: Heteronotia binoei (common prickly gecko)
Lineage: Eukaryota; Metazoa; Chordata; Lepidosauria; Squamata; Gekkonidae
Gene: LEMD2
Product: LEM domain nuclear envelope protein 2
Exons: 9
Coding region: 53-1870 (605 amino acids)
Biological process (GO): negative regulation of BMP signaling pathway; nuclear envelope organization
Cellular component (GO): nuclear inner membrane
Molecular function (GO): chromatin DNA binding
Source: RefSeq, a predicted model, not a curated record
CGUGUUAGAAAGGCAUCACUUCCGAUUCGCACUUUUUCCUGUCUCUUUGGCUAUGGCCGCAGUGGGGCUGUCAGACGCAGAAUUGCGGGCGGAACUGUUGGCUCUGGGUUACCAGUCGGGGCCUAUCACUGAUUCCACUCGCAAGCUUUACGCCAAGAAGCUCACCCGCCUGCGGGCUGAGGUGGCUGCAGGGCAGCGGAGCCGCAGUAAUCGGGCGCAGCCUCAGGGCUUUAGCGGCCCCGCGAGGCCGAAGCCGGCUGCCAGUGGCAGUCCAAAAAUAACUCUGCGGGCCCGCGUCCUGGUUAGUAGAGAGAGUGAAGAUGAAGAGGGCGAAGGCGAGGAAGAAGAGGUGGGCGAUGGGAGUUUCCAGCCUCCUCGCAGGGACGCAGCAUCGUCGAGCAAAGUGCUGCCUCAGAGAAACCACUGGUGGACAGAGAGUGGGGUAGCUUCCGGGGGGAGCCCGCUGGCGGCAGAAGUGAGGGUGGUCCCUGGCAGCUCUUUGGCGGGAAGUGGUGGAUUAACCCCAAAGAGGACCCGACUGGAGACGGGAGGAGGGUUGACAUCUCCUUAUUCCAGAGACACCCCAGACAGGUUCCCUUCCAGCAGCCAGUAUGGAGCGACAUCGCCAGGAGGAGGGGGGCUACGUUCUAGCAGAUGGUGGGAGAGGGAGCAGAGCACGACCCCCGGCGCCCCCUGGGGAUCAAUCACGGGAGGAAGCGGUACAGGCGUCAGUAAUAGGGCCUAUUUAGAGAAAGAAAGGGGGAUAACUCCCAGCUCCUAUUCGGGAUCAGGCAGAGAGGGGUUAAGCUAUAGAACCCCAUGGACAGUGGAGAGAGAAGCAGGCCUAUCUUGUAGAAGUUCCAAAACCCAGUUGAGUACAGGAAGAGAAUUAAGACACAGUGCCCGCUGGGAUAGCGCACAUAGAAACCUAGGUUUGAAAUCUAAAACUCAGGGCACGGGACGAAAGGACAGGGGCCUGGAAUUUUACCUGUCCUGGUUCUUGUGGCUGGCAACCUUAGGGCUGCUGGUAAUUUUCCUGGGCAUCCUUUGGGUGAAGAUGAUGGGACCUGCCCGACUACAAGGGGGUGAGGACUUGAAGCUGUUGUCCAUGGAUUGUUCAGAAAGGACAAAUGAUUUCUGUCAAGCAAAACAGGAAGAAAGAAUAAUGAGCAUACUAUUUGAGUUAUAUAAUUACCUUGCAGUACAAGCUGGCAAAUUUGAGUGUGGAAAUACUGAGAAUCUAGAAAGUAAAUGCAUUCAAGUUGAAGAAGCAAGAGAUUAUAUAGAGAAUGUGACUGGCAGCUCUACAGAGAAGUUCAAGGACGCCUUGCAGUGGUUACUGGAUAAUCAGAAGGAUUCAGGCAUAUGGUUAAAAGGUGAUAAUCCUUCAGAAGAAGUUACUUCUGUGGACCAGGUGGUUUGUCUUGAGUCUGUACGUCCAAGAAUGAGUUUAGGAUGCCGUUUCCACCGAGCGCUAUGCACAGCCAUUACAAACCUAUUUAUAUUCUUUUGGAGUCUAGCUUUCCUUUGGGGGAUUUUGAUUCUCUUGAAGUAUUACUGGCGGAAAAGAGAAGAGGAAGAGCGGGCCAUGUAUGAAAUGGUGCAGAAAAUCAUAGCUGCUGUCCAGAAUCACUACAAAGAGUGGGAGCAGAAUCUGGAACGGUACCCCUAUGUUGGCAUCCUGCACAUCAGAGACACACUCAUCCCACCACAGGACAGGAAAACGAUGAAACGAGUUUGGGACCGAGCAGUGGAUUUCUUAGCUUCCAAUGAAUCACGGAUUCAGACUGAGUCGCACAGAGUAGCAGGAGAGGAUAUGCUAGUGUGGCGUUGGACACAGCCUUCUUACUUCUCUGAUUCAGAGCACUAGCCCUAAAGAAUGGCCAGAAUGGCAUUACAAUACUGUGCAGGGGUGAUUUGCUCCCUUCUGGGUAGGGAAAGUGCUGGCUCUACUCAGGUGUGCUCUUUGACACCAUUGUUCAUGUGUAAGAGAGGGAAGAAUGACUAUUCAAGGCAAUCCUUUGUCAGUAGUGACUGUAAACUGGAUAUACAGAUGCACACCAAAGUUACCUUUUUCUGGCAUGUAUUUGGCUUCCCUUGUACAGCCCUCUGAAAAAGGAAAUUGUCCAGUUGGAAGAUGCAGUGGAUCGUUUUACCCUGUGUUUUGGGGGAGAAACUGUAUCUGAUUUGCCACUUGGAUCAUCAGUGCUAAAACUAUUACGAGGUACUUUAAAAGAAUGAGCAGCUGUUUAUUACAGAACUGUCAUGGGGAGAAACUGAGGUGUGUAAGGUAUGUUUAUGCUUGCCAGUAGACCCAAAAUUGCCUGCUUGUAGGGUGAGAGGUGAGACUGAGAGGGUAUGUUCCAUGUGCCUUUUGUGGGUAGGUUGGAAAAAUGGGAGGGGCUUUAGCAAUCUGAAGUCUUUGUGCUCCCCCUGCCCUCCUUAGGAGGUGGUAGAAUAAUGUCAGCUCAGAGAAAACACCUGAAAACAUAUUUGUAAAAACAGUAGAAAGCCUGCAGUUAAAAAAAAACAAAACAAAGACUUGAAAAAAUGGUUUAUGGGAGAACCCUGGAAAGCAACAGCCAUAAUCUUUCAUAUGUAAUCCACGUGUGUUACUCUAGAUAACAAAUUGAAGUGGCUGCAGAAGUGUCACAGAAAUCAAGAGCACUGCAAUGAGUGGAAUGCUGCACUCUAGCAAUACUAUAACCUGUUUUGUGCAUAUUCCAUUUUGACUGCCCCAGUUAAGUGUAUGUUUGUGUAUUUUAAGAAAAAAUAUUGCACCAGAAUCCCUUGUAACAUCAGAGAGUCCAUCAUUCAAAUACAUGUCAUUCCAGUACUGACUCUGGGCUUGCUCCAGCCCUCUAUCCAGUGGGUGUUGUGGACAGAAUAUAGUAUGAAUUCAUAGUAAUAUAUGCACUUAUGAGUCUCUGGAGGCAAAUUGGGUUGAGGUUUUAUGCUUUUUCUGGUUUUGAAGAAGAAUAUUAAUUCGUUUAACAAGCAGAAGUAGCCCAAACUUAAAGUUUGCCCUUCUGCUCCCCCUACUGGCUAUACUGCAACAUUGAAGAGUUGGCGUUUUUCGCCUAGACGUCCUUCGAGGCUGUCUCAGCCAUGCAGCAAUUCAUUAUAAGCCUCCUGCUGAUUCAUCAACCAGAAUUGAUAUAAAGAAAAGCAGCCUCCAAAAACAAAGCACCAGGAGGUCUUAUUGGUACAGAAAAUCCUGUAUUCAAUUGAAUUUUAUCCCCCCAUGUUGCCAUCUGUAGAGUAGGCAGUAUAUUAGAGAAAGAGAUUUUAACAGAUGUCUCCAUGGCAUUAGCCAUCACUUUACACAUACUCUCCUUAUUGAUCAAAGCGGAUAAUCAAGUGAAGGAAAGCCCUGGCGUUUAAUGUGUUCUUAAUUUCUGCUGAUGUUUGAAAAAAUUUCCACAGUGCCUGCAUUCUUAGGACUUUAAAAUGUUUGUGGGUAUUUUCUACCAUCUGACUCAAGAGGAGGUGCCAAACAUGACUAUUUUGUACAGUUGUUUAAACUGUUGGUUUUUUAUGUAGAUGGGCUGGUGCUAUUUAUUUUACACUCAUCCCUGUACAUUUAUCUUGCAAAAUAAAAAGUUUGUUACAAA